Messenger RNA from Exophiala xenobiotica, 874 nucleotides. RefSeq lists its product as uncharacterized. The transcript has 2 exons. Gene Ontology annotation, molecular function: peptidyl-prolyl cis-trans isomerase activity. Bases 139 to 549 code for a protein of 136 amino acids. Gene Ontology annotation, biological process: protein peptidyl-prolyl isomerization. The record is from RefSeq and is a predicted model, not a curated record. NCBI's taxonomy places the organism in Eukaryota, Fungi, Ascomycota, Eurotiomycetes, Chaetothyriales, Herpotrichiellaceae.
UGAACAUUCGACAUUCAACAUUCCUGCACGACCUGCAUCCGACCUCAGGAUUUACAAAAACAAGAAACCGUUCUACACACUCCUCCCUUUCGAGUCGCCUCUUUCAAAGAAAACCAUAAGUGUCCUAGUCAUCCAGCAAUGAAGAUCCUCCCUACGCUGCUCGCCGCAGCCCUCUCGCUCUCCCAAAUAGCCUCUGCCGCGGGCCUCAACAUCGACUAUCUCACACCUGGCAUCGAAUGCUCCCGCAAGAGCAAGAAGGGCGACAAUAUCGAAGUGCACUACCGCGGCACCCUACAGGAGACGGGCAAGGAAUUUGAUUCCAGUUAUUCCAGGGGCAGUCCGUUGCCGUUCCAGCUUGGUGCGGGUAGGGUCAUUAAGGGAUGGGACGAGGGCCUGGUAGACAUGUGCAUUGGCGAGAAGAGGCGGUUGACGAUUCCCCCGGACAUGGGGUACGGUGCACGGGCUGUGGGACCCAUUCCAGGGAACAGCGUGCUUGUCUUCGAGACGGAGUUGAUGGGGAUCAAGGGGGUUAAGAAGGAUGAGCUUUGAGGGAUGCAGUGUUCUGGGUUGGCAGUGAGGUUCCCACUAUAUCUCACGGCGGCAACGAAAGACAUUCUAGCAUAGAACCACGAGGGUACCCUUUUUGCAUGCUUCGUUCGGCAAGGAAAUGGUAUCAAAAUGGGCGGUCGAAUACAUACAAAAGGAAACUGGAAACGGGCAUCACGACAGGAAAACCAUGGAAGGGAUUUAUGAAAGAAGCCUAAACUGCAAGAUCAACUCCGUCAGAGCCAUCUAUUAGGCACUUGUUUUACCGGGGUAUCAUAGUCUAAUAUCUUGGGCUGAACCCAUUGACGCCGAUAUGCAUGUUCAGUCC